This is a messenger RNA of Parus major (Great Tit), 6526 nucleotides long. RefSeq names its product UPF2 regulator of nonsense mediated mRNA decay (gene UPF2). Gene Ontology annotation, biological process: nuclear-transcribed mRNA catabolic process, nonsense-mediated decay. The coding region runs from base 564 to 4412 and encodes 1282 amino acids. NCBI's taxonomy places the organism in Eukaryota, Metazoa, Chordata, Aves, Passeriformes, Paridae. The transcript has 22 exons. Gene Ontology annotation, molecular function: RNA binding; protein binding. Gene Ontology annotation, cellular component: exon-exon junction complex; cytoplasm. The record is from RefSeq and is a predicted model, not a curated record.
ACUGGGAAAAAGUGGAUAAUACUGCCCUUUUGGUCAAAACCAUAAUGUGACCAAUUAUGCUCUAUCCCUUUUCUUUUUAUCCCGUCUUCUCUGGUUUGCCUUUAUACAAGCAAACAUCAGAUGCAUUUUUAAAACAGAAUUCAGAGUUCCUAAAUUUAGCAAGAGCUCAAGUACCGUAAUGAUUGUGGUAAAUGACCUUGUUGUUAAAACUUACAUAUCUAGCUGGAUAUUUUGUUCAGAGUAUUGGAAUUGUGACAUACGGUUCCAUCAUUUCUUUAAAUAUAGGCAACCCCUUCCCUCUUCGGUUAAGUACUGGUUUCAUAAUAAUACUGUUUUAAGAUCAGUGUUUUUGGAAUUCAGUGGUUCUGAGUAGUUUUGAGAUAUUGAGAUCUGAAAUUUUAUGGUUGUAGACAUGCAUUAGGGAGCCAAAUGUGCUACUGCUUGUUUAAGCAAUGCUGAUUUGAUUUCCAUAAAUCAGUAUCAGUCUCUGUUGGUGCUGUUGCCAGUUGCUGCCAGAAGCCAAGUCAUGAAUAGAUUCCCCACUGGUUUGCCUGGGUAACACAAUGCCAGCUGAGCGCAAAAAGCCAGCAAAUAUGGAAGAAAAAGAAUCUCAGUUAAAUAACAAAGAAAAAGAAUUUGGUGAAAGGCGACCAGUGAGCACCAGGGAGAAGCCAAAAGAAGAUGUGAAGGUUGGCAUGAAGAGGGAGACCUUAAAAAUUCCUGAAGAUAAAAAGAAAAAAAUGGAAGAGGAUAAAAGAAAGAAGGAAGACAAGGAGCGGAAGAAGAAAGAAGAGGAUAAAGUAAAGGCAGAAGAGGAGCAAAAGAAGAAAGAAGAAGAAGAAAAAAAGAAACUUGAAGAAGAGGAGAAAAAGAAACAAGAGGAGGAAGAGAAAAAGAAACAAGAAGAAGAAGCUGCUCAGCUGAAGGAGAAAGAGGAAGCACAUCAGCUCCAUCAGGAGGCUUGGGAGCGCCAUCAGGCAAGAAAAGAGCUCCGCAGCAAAAACCAGAACGCACCGGAGAGUCGUCCGGAGGAAAACUUCUUCAGCAGACUGGACUCCAGUCUGAAGAAGAACACAGCUUUUGUUAAGAAGCUAAAAACCAUUACAGAGCAACAAAGGGACUCCUUGUCCCAUGACUUUAAUAGCUUGAAUUUAAGCAAAUACAUUGCAGAAGCAGUGGCUUCUAUUGUGGAGGCCAAACUGAAAAUAUCAGACGUGAACUGCGCUGUGCACUUGUGUUCCCUCUUUCACCAGCGAUAUGCUGAUUUUGCUCCUUCAUUACUUCAGGCUUGGAAAAAACAUUUUGAAGCAAGGAAAGAAGAGAAGACUCCCAACAUUACCAAGUUAAGAACUGAUUUGCGUUUCAUAGCAGAAUUGACAAUAGUUGGGAUUUUCACUGACAAGGAAGGUUUGUCUUUAAUCUAUGAGCAGCUUAAAAAUAUUAUUAACGCUGACCGAGAAUCUCACACUCACGUUUCUGUGGUUAUCAGCUUUUGUCGGCACUGUGGAGAUGACAUUGCUGGUUUGGUACCAAGGAAAGUAAAAACUGUUGCAGAGAAGUUUAACUUGAGCUUUCCUCCUAGUGAGAUAAUUAGCCCAGAGAAACAACAGCCCUUCCAGAAUUUGUUGAAGGAAUACUUUACAUCUUUGACCAAACACCUGAAAAGGGACCACAGGGAGCUACAAAAUAUUGAAAGACAAAACAGACGCAUUCUCCACUCCAAGGGAGAGCUGAGUGAAGAUCGACACAAGCAAUAUGAGGAAUUUGCAAUGUCAUAUCAGAAGCUGUUGGCAAAUUCUCAGUCUCUGGCUGAUCUUUUGGAUGAGAACAUGCCUGACCUUCCCCAAGAGAAACCAACCCCUGAGGAACAUGGACCUGGUAUUGAUAUUUUCACACCAGGAAAGCCUGGAGAAUAUGACCUGGAGGGGGGUAUCUGGGAAGAUGAAGAUGCUAGAAACUUCUAUGAGAAUCUCAUUGAUUUGAAGGCUUUUGUGCCAGCAAUUUUGUUUAAAGAUAAUGAAAAAUAUUCCCAGAACAAGGAUUCCAGCAAAGAUGAAUCAAGAGAUUCAAAAGAUGCCAAAGAUAAUAAGGAAGCAGCUGGGAAUGAGGAUCUGGAAUUGGAGCUGGAGAACCUGGAUAUUAAUGAUGAUGCGCUGGAGUUGGACUGUGGAGAUGAGGCAGAAGAUCUUACAAAGAAGCUUCUUGAUGAGCAAGAACAAGAGGAUGAAGAAGCCAGUACUGGAUCUCAUUUAAAACUCAUAGUGGAUGCUUUUCUUCAGCAGCUUCCAAAUUGUGUCAACAGAGACCUCAUAGACAAGGCAGCAAUGGAUUUUUGCAUGAAUAUGAAUACAAAAGCCAACAGAAGAAAACUGGUACGAGCACUUUUCAUAGUUCCUAGACAAAGAUUGGAUUUGCUACCAUUUUAUGCAAGACUGGUUGCCACAUUGCAUCCCUGUAUGUCUGAUGUAGCAGAGGAUCUCUGUUCCAUGCUGAAAGGGGAUUUCAGGUUCCAUGUAAGAAAAAAGGACCAGAUCAACAUUGAAACAAAGAAUAAAACUGUGAGAUUUAUUGGUGAGCUUACCAAGUUUAAGAUGUUCUCCAAAAAUGAUACUCUCCACUGUUUAAAGAUGCUUCUGUCAGACUUCUCUCAUCAUCAUAUUGAAAUGGCUUGUACCUUGCUGGAAACCUGUGGAAGAUUCCUCUUCAGAUCACCAGAAUCUCACUUAAGAACCAGUGUUCUUUUGGAACAAAUGAUGAGGAAAAAACAAGCAAUGCAUCUUGAUGCACGCUAUGUUACAAUGGUAGAAAAUGCCUAUUACUACUGUAAUCCCCCUCCAGCUGAAAAAACUGUGAAGAAAAAACGUCCUCCUUUGCAAGAAUAUAUCCGUAAGCUUCUUUACAAGGAUCUCUCCAAGGUCACCACAGAAAAGGUCCUGAGACAGAUGCGCAAGCUGCCUUGGCAGGAUGCAGAAGUUAAGGACUAUGUUAUAUGCUGUAUGAUCAACAUCUGGAAUGUGAAAUAUAAUAGUAUUCACUGUGUAGCCAACCUCUUAGCAGGGUUGGUCCUUUACCAGGAAGAUGUUGGAAUUCAUGUUGUGGAUGGAGUGCUAGAGGAUAUUCGACUAGGAAUGGAGGUUAAUCAACCAAAGUUCAACCAACGGCGGAUCAGCAGUGCCAAGUUUUUGGGGGAGCUUUACAACUAUCGAAUGGUGGAGUCAGCUGUAAUAUUUAGAACUCUGUAUUCCUUCACCUCAUUUGGUGUGAACCCUGAUGGCAGUCCUAGUCCACUGGACCCUCCAGAACAUCUGUUCAGAAUCAGACUCGUCUGUACUAUCCUCGAUACCUGUGGGCAGUAUUUUGACAGAGGAUCCAGCAAGCGAAAACUUGAUUGCUUCCUUGUAUAUUUUCAGCGCUAUGUGUGGUGGAAAAAAAGUCUGGAUGUUUGGACAAAGGACCACCCUUUUCCUAUAGACAUAGACUAUAUGAUCAGUGAUACACUGGAACUGCUGAGACCAAAGAUAAAGCUCUGCAAUUCUCUGGAAGAAGCUGUCAGACAGGUGCAAGACUUGGAACGAGAAUUCUUAAUAAAAUUGGGAAUUGUGAAUGACAAAGAUUCCAAGGAUUCCAUUACGGAAGGAGAGAAUCUGGAAGAGGAUGAAGAAGAGGAGGAAGGUGGAGCAGAGACAGAGGAACAAUCUGGAAAUGAAAGUGAAGUAAAUGAGCCAGAAGAAGAGGAGGGCUCUGACAAUGAGGAAGAAGAGGGUGAAGAAGAAGAGGAGGAAAACACCGAUUAUCUUACGGACUCCAAUAAGGAAAAUGAAACCGAUGAGGAGAAUACAGAGGUAAUGAUUAAAGGAGGAGGACUGAAGCAUGUCCCUUGUGCAGAGGAUGAGGACUUCAUUCAGGCCUUGGAUAAAAUGAUGCUGGAAAACCUUCAGCAACGGAGUGGUGAAUCUGUUAAAGUGCAUCAGCUGGAUGUUGCUAUUCCUCUGCAUCUCAAAAGUCAGCUGAAGAAGGGCCCCCCACUUGGAAGUGGGGAAGGAGAGUCAGAGUCUGGGGACACGAUGCCAUUUGUCAUGUUAACACGAAAAGGCAACAAACAGCAGUUUAAGAUUCUAAAUGUACCGAUGUCUUCCCAACUUGCUGCAAAUCAUUGGAACCAACAGCAAGCGGAACAGGAGGAGAGAAUGAGGAUGAAAAAGCUCACUUUGGAUAUCAAUGAACGGCAGGAACAAGAGGACUAUCAGGAAAUGUUACAGUCUCUGGCACAGCGUCCAGCUCCAGCAAAUACUAAUCGUGAGCGGCGGCCUCGUUACCAGCAUCCGAAGGGAGCACCUAAUGCAGAUCUAAUCUUUAAAACCGGUGGGAGGUUGCACUGCAGUCUCUGCCCAGACACCCUCGUGCUUUGUUGAAAAGUUACCCUGUGGAUUCUGAGGAUACUGGAGGAUCUUGCUGAGCAGAUGGGAACUGAGCUGUUAAUUUUCAUAUCUGUGUGGAGAAGGUUUCACGUUCCUACCUGGUAGAACCAGUGGUGUAACACAGAUGUUAUCACUUCCAUAAGGACACUCUGUUGUGUUGUUGCUGCUUCUUUGUACAUGAACACAACUGAAAUGGUAUUUUCUUGCAAAAUUACUCAAAAUUACUGGAAAUAAUAGUUUGCUGCUUUCUUUAAGGUAUACAACUUUUUAUUUUAAAAUUCUUGAGGUUAGGGAUAAUCUAAGUAAAUAAAUCUCCUGGUUGAUUCCACUGUAAUGUGCGAUGUGGCAGGUUCUGACAGCUGAGGUAGGAAUGAAGCCUUUCUUGCAUUUCAGGGAGUGUUGAGAGUAGAAAAAUUGAUUUGUUGUUUUUACCUCUGCUUUUGUGUUGGUAAACAUGCCCUGAGCAUUGUGUUUCAAACACCUGUUAGGAAGUUAAAUCCGAAUCUACCUGUUGUAACAGUUUGUUUCAGAAAUUAAUGAAGAUAACAUUGGAUUCUUCCAUAUGUUUUUGGCCUUGAACAACUGGAUCACAUUAAGCAAUUAGCCCUCUAUAUGUUUUUUAAAAAGACAAAUCUUCUGCAGUUUUUAUUUUAUUUCUCUGUUAAUGUCCUUCUGUGUUCUGUGCUAAAGUAAAUGCAGUGAGAUUUACAAGCUUUGCCAGAGUUCUUAUUAUUUAGUAUGUGCAAAAUGCCGAGUUUAUUCCUGUGUGUUUGGAAUUGCCUGUUUUUAUUGCCUCAGGUUUUGAGACCUGCUGAUCCUUUAAGGAGGAGAUUCUUUCUGGGACUCGUACAUUUAAGGCUGACUGGUCUUAAAGAUAAUUUACUGUGACUCCAUUAGAAGUAGGGUUCCUUGAUUUACUUCAGCAGAACUGGGAAGAAAACAAUUUUCUCUCUUGCCUCCAGUUCUGUAGCAUUUGUGUGUUAAGAGAGACCUUUGGCUCUCAGGCUAUUAAGCUACUACCUUCAGGAAACACAAAAUUUACUAAAGUAAAUUUUUUUGGUGAUGGGAUUAUCACAAAAAUAGACUUAUGAACAGUUUCUUAAAAUGUAAAGUGGUUUUCCUUUGUUUAAGACAAUUGACAUCCAUUAAAUGGCUUGGUUUUAAAAGUGAAAUGAAAAUAACCACAUUAUAUAAAAUCAUUUAAAAACAUUGAUUACCAAGAAAGUCAAAUUUCUCCCUGUAAUUCUUUUGUUGAGAAGCGGGGCCUUGCCAGUGAUUUUAUCUUGUUAAACCUCUCCUUAUAAAAGAAGUAGCCUCAAAAUUUAUUGCAGUUUUGAAAGUAGAGAUGGGCACUGCCUGUGUCCAAAGUUCCCCUGGGGAUGCAGGCAUGGACUGGCAAACCAAAUCAUACUCAAGUUAAAUGGUGAUCUCAGGUCUCCUGUUUACAUCUGACUCUUGUUUCUCUAUAACCUAUUUAAUAAAGAAAAAUAAAGCAUAACAGUAAUAACAGGAUGCUGGGAUUUUAUUAGCUAAAUAUGCUCAUCAUAAAGAAUAUUGCAUUAAUGCUGAAAAAUCAGAGUCUGGAUAAUGAGGAGAAAUGUAAAUUUAACAUGAUUUCCUGUUUCAGCUACUGGACCAACGCAAGUCAUACAUCACCUGUCAGGAAAUUGAUGCAUUGACAAUACUGCUCUAUGAAGCAGAAUUCACUUCUUACUUGAGAUGAGCCUUUCAAACACAGCUAAGAAAUUCCAAACCCCUUUUCAACUGUUUCAUGGGAGGGAAGCAAAGGGAGGAAUAUGGGAGAAGGGCUCCAAAUCCUGCAGCUGCUUCUGGUGAACUGCACUGGAGCUGAACAAAAAAGAAUAGAAAAGCCUCAGGUGCUUGCCUUGGCAGGAUGGUGCUUGUUGAGCUCUGCAAGCUGGAUCUGAGUCUAACCCAGACAGCAGAGUUGGAGACACCUGAUCACAGUUCAGUUUAGAGGGAAUGGAAGGCAAAAUUGUGUUUAUAAGCCAUCCACAGUUAAAAGGGAUUCUUCUUAUAGAAGAACACAGUAGACUGUGUUUGAAAAGGUUCUUUCAGUAUAAAUAAUAACAACUACCUACCAAAAA